AUGGAGAUGGCAAAGACGCUAAAGGAGGUUAAAGGUCAGUUGUCAUCCACUUGCAUGUCAAUUUCCGGAUUUGAUUACGAUUUGGGUAAACUUUGGGUUCUGAAGUCUUUGAUUUUUGUUUCGUUUUGGGUUUUAUUCUCGAUCGAGGGAAGGGAGAACGAGGUCGCAGCGAAAGAAUUACCGGCGAUGGACGCGGCGGCGGCGGUUCUGGGUACCACCGGCGUUGAGGGGUUCCGAUUGAUUUUCUGGUUUCUUUUAUUGCGAGGAAGGGAAAGGGGAAAGCGAACAGAGGAGGAAGUGAGGUCACCGCCGGCGAGCACUGGCGGUGUCGCCGACGGCUGA
Linum tenue is the source of this 342-nucleotide messenger RNA. NCBI's taxonomy places the organism in Eukaryota, Viridiplantae, Streptophyta, Magnoliopsida, Malpighiales, Linaceae. The record is from the annotation of a GenBank genome assembly.